Messenger RNA from Paecilomyces variotii, 2448 nucleotides. Its product is annotated as putative transcriptional regulator Ngg1. Lineage: Eukaryota; Fungi; Ascomycota; Eurotiomycetes; Eurotiales; Thermoascaceae. Gene Ontology annotation, biological process: regulation of transcription by RNA polymerase II. The record is from RefSeq and is a predicted model, not a curated record. The coding region runs from base 209 to 2224 and encodes 671 amino acids. Gene Ontology annotation, molecular function: transcription coactivator activity. Gene Ontology annotation, cellular component: SAGA complex. The transcript has 3 exons.
UACCCCGGACACGCCAACACAGCUGCUCCUCGCGCGCGACAACAUGGUUUGUCGGACCACGACGGCAUAAUCCAACACCGUUCUCAUAUAUAACACUCAGUCGCGAUCCCGGAAAUCCCCAGCAACAUCUGUCUCGGUCCCGCUGAGCCAGUGCUUGACUUGACGCCCGGUCGGGUUCUUCCUACCACCGCAACCCCGCCUACCCACGAUGCCAAUUGCCAACAAGGGCAAAGGAAAAGGCCGCGAGACGAAGCCAUCGCGCAGUCGCAACACGACCCCGAGUUCGGGUCUUAGCGCAACAACGGCUCUCUCGUCGGUAUCUGGCUACCUGGACAGUGAUGUGUCGAAAGUGUUCGUCCCCGCGAACCCCCAGUAUUCAGAGAUCUUGGAGAAGUUAGGGAACGGAGGCACAAUUCCAGACUCCAAAUCGUUGGAAUCCCUAAUCGAGCACCUCAAGACGCUGAGUGAACUGGCAGAGGCCCGUGGUGAGGCAUGCAACGCCGGCAUGCGCGAACUUUCUCAGCGCCGGAAGGAGGUGUUGGAGGAUCAGAGAGAACAGGAACAACUUGAGGCGGAGGAACGACUGAAGAUGAAAUGGGAAGCGGAGGACGAAGAGGAUGGAAGCCGUGCCUCAAAGGGUGGCAAGCUGAAGAAGCGUAAAGAGCGAGUUUCCAAGGAUGAGCGCCCGCCGGCUCAUGGAGCCCACGAGCUCACCAAGCAGGAUGGCAGCGAGUUGAAAGUCGAAGGUGACCGCAAGCGGAGUCGCGAGGCUGGUUCACCAUCAUCAAAACGGUCGAGGAAUCUCGCGUCUGGCAGUACAUCUUCUUUCUCACCUCCGUCGUUGGCGUCACCGCCGCCGACCACCGCUGUCAAUGAGCCGGUUGCACCAGAAUCUCCUGGGUCGGAUGCGAGCUCGGACUCGCACCAACCGGAGCCAGCACCUGCGGUUCCUCAGUUCCAAGUCUUCGGGCCGGACCCGUUGAAAUUCGAUGACCCGACCAUAUAUCAUAUUCGUGAUGUGACGCCUGGGAUGAGCGAUGAAGAAAAGAAAGAAAUCUACUGCGUGGCUCGGUUUCCCCAAAGUGACCUUAGCCACCUGAUGGCGGGCACUCCACCAGACAAGGACUUCAGUAACGCGAAACCUUCGAAUCAGGUCAGCGCGAACACGUUCGCUACAUAUAUCGAACCCUAUGUCCGGCCUCUAACAGAGGAGGAUAUUGCUUUCUUAAAGGAAAAGGGAGAUCGUACUACCCCGUUCGUGAUGCCGCGACGGGGAAAGAAGCACUAUACAGAAGUGUGGGCCGAGGAAGACGGGGCGCUUAGCGUGGACGUCUCGAAUCCUGACCGCGAUCGCCUUCCUUUGAAUCAGGGACGGGGGAAUAUCGAGCAGGUCACCGACGAUACCUUGGAAACGGACAAAGUCUCUGUUGCACCUUUGGUCAGUCGUCUCUACUCUCUUCUCCGUUACGAGCACCGCGCUCCUCCAGAUGAGAACGCCAACGGAGCCGCCAACGGGGAGACUUCGACAAAUGGCGUCCUCAACGGCGAUUCCGCAAUGGAUAUUGACCACCCUCCCGGUGAGCCUGAAACCAAGCCCAUGCCUUCGGCGACAUCCUUCCCCGAUGCGUCUCCUAGCGGUUUCAAGGUGCCAGCAGCAAAGCUUGAGCAUGCGCAGCUGGACGAGCGCUUAAAGGCAGAACUCCGCUACGUUGGUUUUCUUGGCCCGGACGACAAUCCAGACUAUGACGCCCACUACGAUGAUGACAUCGCACAGCGCCUGCGUCUCUUGCAAAGUGAGCUGAAGAAGCAGAUGAUCAUCAACGGCGCUCGCAAGAGCAGACUCCUUGACAUUGCCCGCGAGCGGAUGGCAUACCAGGAGUACAGCACUAUCCACGAUGACCUCGACUCUCAGGUACAACAGGCCUACUUGAAGCGUACCCGUACGCUGGGGAAGAGCAAGAAGGGAUCACAAGCAAAACAUCGACCCGGUGGAGCUGGCGGUGGAAGUCAUAUUGUCAGCGCAGCUGGCGUCGGUCGUCCAGGCAUCGGCGAUGUCGCGAGGACUCUCAUGGACCGCCGCAAGCGCUGGCGCGACUGCAUCGGUCCUGUUUUCAAGGACAGCAAAACGACUGUUCCGAGCAAGGACGAAACCGUCUUCGACCCCGCAGUCAUGGCGGAACUCGAAAAGGCCGAGCUGGAAGGUUGGGACGAGGAGCAGGAGUAAAACUGCCCCUAACAUACGGCCUGUAGUCUGUAUAUACCUGUGACAUCUUUUUUGAAACAUCUGCAUUAUAAGGGUUUAAUCGGUUCUUUAUCAAUGCUGCAGAUAAUGCAUUCUGCCGGAAAGUUGUGGGUUGGGUUCCCGGCAUGAUCAUGGUUUACGGGCUGGCGUCACAGGGUGGUUUUUUUACCGUGGGGAAACAGGCUUUGCUUUGAUGAUAUUAAAUU